AAAAAAAAAACGCGAAAAUACAAUUUGCUUUAAAAAUGGAUAAUUUAUUAACCAUUGUUCGAGAUUGGCAUUGUGACGAAUUUUUGGGAAUAACACUUUGUUUUAAUAGCAUUUUUUUUCUAGCUUUUUUUCUUCUCGAUGGUUUAGCUAUUGUAGAAAUAAUCAGGAGUAGACGUAGUGAUGGGGACAAAUUAUUAUGGGUUCUCUUGAUUUUGUUUUUCCAAGUUUUCGGAUUAAUUGCUUAUUUUUUUUUUUCCGACCGCAAAAGAUAUCAACGGUCCACAUGGUACCGAAAUAUAGCCUAAAUAAUGAUAACCGAAAGAUGGAACUAAAUACUCACUAUUUUGCUAUUUAUACACAUUUACAAUAUAAUUUGUGAAAUAAUAAAUUUUAUUUUUAUUUUAUUACCUAAAGAAACAAGGACAAAAGUGAAAUAAAAAUGAAGUUACAAUAAACAUAAAAAUGUAUAAACAUCUAUAUGAAUGAACUAUCUAGUUAGAUAAAAAUGAACAAUGUAAUUUUGUCUCUCUGUAGCCUAUAUGGGCUACGAUACGAAAGACUUUUUUUCUCUAACUUUAUUGUCUCUUUCCUAAAACGUCAAUAAAUG
Messenger RNA from Rhizophagus irregularis DAOM 181602=DAOM 197198, 607 nucleotides. RefSeq lists its product as uncharacterized. NCBI's taxonomy places the organism in Eukaryota, Fungi, Glomeromycota, Glomeromycetes, Glomerales, Glomeraceae. The record is from RefSeq and is a predicted model, not a curated record.